AUGCCAUCGAGACUGAAGAGAGCAGACGCAGAGUAUUUUGAUGUAUAUAUCAGCUGCCGGUCAGUUAACGAAUAUGAGAGGGAAUACGCAUCGCAUCUCGGUCGUUGGAUCAUCAUACCGCGUGAUCUCGACCCUCCAAUCGAACCCCGAUCCGCUUCGCGUCUCACCUCCCUCCGCACGCCACGCCUCCCCGAUGGUUCCUCCGCCCCUGCAACCUCCUCCACGCCGCGCGCUCCAACCGCCCCCUCCGCACGCCUCCCCGACGGUUCCUCCACCCCUGCCACCUCCUCCACGCCGCGCGCUCCAGCCGCUUCCCUCUCUCGUGCCAGCCACAUCCGUCUCGCCGUCCUGGAAGCGCCGGCCCUCCGCACCGCCGGCCCUCCACCGUCGUCUGGUCCUCCGCCUCUGCGCGCCCCUGGAACCUCGAACCGCGCGGCUCUCCGCGCCGCCGUCCUCAGGUUCUUUGCGGCGCAGGCGGCGUCCCUGCAGCACCAGAGGGCGGCCCCGUCAUUGUCUUCCCUGCCACUAUCUACCGGCGCCGUCCACCAUCUGCUGUCAUUCUCCACCACGAGGGGUGCCCCUAUUCACCAUCGUGAGAGGGUCCCCGUCCGCCUUACCGAUGUAUUCCCCGUCGCGGGGCCACGCCACCAUCCCCUUCGAGGCUUUCGACCGGUGCAGGUCAGCAGGUGUAGGGGCCGCCCGCGAAAAGAGGCGGACGAGCCGCUGCAGGUGCCCUCUCUCGCUGCACCACCGUAUGACUCCCGCUGCCCCCGCCAGUGCAGAUCGACCAAUCUCAGUCUCCCUGUCAGCUUUGGAGAGAUUCAAUGUGUUUCUGUGGAGCUGGGUGACAUCACGGGAUUCUACAUGAUCGACGAGGAGGGCGUGCUGCAGUCGGUGGACGUCGGCGAGGAAGAGGAGAACGGGGAAACUUUGAUUGGGAGAUGACAACAGUAAUCAUGUGGUGCACCUGAAGGUUCAGUUUGAGGAUAAUUCAGGUCUUUGAUGGGAGGAGUUUGAGUAUGAAUUAAGGGCCAAUACUGCACAGGGAGCAGGCCUCACCUAGAGGCUCCCGGUGUGAAGCUAAGAGGGAUAUGUGGGGAACCUUCCCGGGGGUGUCAAUAGGUUUACUCUUGCUAACCUGUUCAACAAACAAUGAGAGAUCCUGGAAGCGAGGUUCAUCUAUGACAGGGAUACUUCGAGAUCAAGGGGGUUCGGUUUUGUCACAUGUGCCUCUGAUGAAGGGGUUGAGGAUCUGUCGCCGAAUCUUGAUGGCGCUUUUUUUCGUGAGCUGUGAAGCUUCUCCCGGUUAGAGUUCUACACAUGGUUUUUGUUUGGUGAUGAAGUGGUACCGUCUUCAAGAAACAAAUGAAGGAUUGCAUCCUAUGACAUUACAGAAUGUCACCUGUUGUGUCAGUGAGCGCACUUUGACCACUAAACUCCAGUGUCCAAUUCCUUUCAGAUGUCUCCUUAAAACUGGAAACGUUUGCCCAAUCACUGAUAUGAUCCAUUUGGUCCCCCACUUUUUGAUUUUCUACAACAAAAGGAAGGAAUAAUAUGAAGUUCUUUAUCUGAAAGUUUAUCAUUUUGAUAUUUUGCAAAUAAUCUUACGAUGAAGAAGCAUUGCAAACAUGGCCAUUUCGGUACUAAUCUUGGUCCAGUAUGUGUGGAAUGUGUUGGUUUCAUGUUGAAAUGGAGAUAUGCUUGCAGCUGAAGUAAGAAAUUGGCCUCCAACUUUAACUUAUUCAUAUUGUGUUGUGAACCUUUUGGAAGAAGAAAUAAGACAGAAAGGAGAGCAGCAGAUUGCCACAACAACUGAGCUCAAGAGGUCUCACACUAAUUUUUUGUUCUACAAUGAUCUCCCCCUUUGCCUUUUGUUAUGCAUCACUGUAAAUUCUAAACCACCUGUUAUAGUUAUUUUAGUUCAGUGCCAGCCAAAUUUCUGGUUGGCUGAUUUAGAAUUGAUUUA
Messenger RNA from Panicum virgatum (switchgrass), 1966 nucleotides. RefSeq lists its product as uncharacterized. The transcript has 6 exons. The record is from RefSeq and is a predicted model, not a curated record. NCBI's taxonomy places the organism in Eukaryota, Viridiplantae, Streptophyta, Magnoliopsida, Poales, Poaceae. The coding region runs from base 1 to 945 and encodes 314 amino acids.